UUCACUCCAGUAUGCCAGUGUUGAGAAAGAUGGAGAGCAUUACAUGACCCCAGAAGAUUUUGUGCAAAAAUACCUAGGACUUUAUGCAGACCCACGUUACAAUCCUAAAACAGUGCAGCUGGUGGCUGGAGUGGCAGAUCAAACGAAGGAUGGGUUGAUUUCCUAUCAAGAAUUUUUGGCAUUUGAAUCUGUUUUGUGUACUCCAGAUGCAAUAUUCAUUGUUGCUUUUCAGUUAUUUGACAAGAGUGGCAAUGGAGAAGUAACAUUUGCAAAUGUCAAAGAAAUAUUUGAACAAACUAUUAUUCAUCUUCAAAUCCCCUUCAACUGGGACUGUGAGUUCAUUCGGCUGCAUUUUGGACAUAACAGGAAGAAGCAUCUUAACUAUUCAGAGUUCACUCAGUUUCUUCAGGAGCUGCAGUCAGAACAUGCAAGACAAGCCUUUGCAUUGAAGGACAAAAAUAAAAGUGGUAUGAUAACUGGGCUGGACUUCAGUGACAUCAUGGUUACCCUUCGCUCACACAUGCUAACUCCAUUUGUGGAAGAAAAUUUAGUUUCAGUAGCUGGUGGAACUGUUUCACAUCAGGUCAGCUUCUCCUUUUUCAAUGCAUUUAAUGCUCUUUUGAAUAACAUGGAUCUUGUUAGGAAGAUAUACAGUAAUAUAGCAGGUACAAGAAAAGAUGUUGAAGUCACAAAAGAGGAAUUUACCCACUCUGCAAUCCGAUUUGGACAAGUGACACCACUGGAAAUAGAUAUUCUCUACCAACUUGCAGAUCUAUACAGUGUUACUGGGCGCUUAACUUUGGCAGAUAUUGAGAGGAUAGCACCGCUGGCUGAAGGUGCAUUACCUUACAACUUGGCAGAACUGCAGAGGCAGCAAUCUUUUGGAGAGUUAGGCAGGCCUAUCUGGCUCCAGGUAGCUGAGUCAGCUUACAGGUUCACUUUGGGCUCAAUUGCUGGAGCUGUUGGUGCUACUGCGGUAUAUCCCAUAGACCUGGUGAAAACUCGUAUGCAGAAUCAGCGCACCUCUGGUUCAGUCGUGGGAGAGCUGAUGUAUAAAAACAGCUUUGACUGCUUUAAAAAGGUUUUGCGUUUUGAAGGCUUUUUUGGUCUUUACAGAGGCUUGUUACCACAGCUGAUAGGUGUUGCUCCAGAAAAGGCUAUUAAGCUAACUGUUAAUGACUUUGUCAGAGACAAAUUUACUAAGAAAGAUGGUUCCAUUCCAUUCCCUGCAGAGGUCCUUGCUGGAGGCUGUGUAAGUAUCCCUCCCCUAUUCCUGGGAAAAAUUGAUUCUCAGUCAUGA
Eurypyga helias (sunbittern) is the source of this 1300-nucleotide messenger RNA. Its product is annotated as calcium-binding mitochondrial carrier protein Aralar1-like. Gene Ontology annotation, cellular component: uniplex complex. Gene Ontology annotation, molecular function: calcium ion binding. Gene Ontology annotation, biological process: calcium import into the mitochondrion; mitochondrial calcium ion homeostasis. The record is from RefSeq and is a predicted model, not a curated record. Bases 44 to 1300 code for a protein of 418 amino acids. NCBI's taxonomy places the organism in Eukaryota, Metazoa, Chordata, Aves, Eurypygiformes, Eurypygidae. The transcript has 11 exons.